AUGUCCAAAGCAAAGUCGCAGGACGCUGCGCUUUUGGAGAAGCAUGGUUAUGAGUUUUGCGGACCAAUUGGGGCGGCUGCCAUUUCGUUCGGUGUGCCACUCGCAUGCUACUUGUUUGUAUUUCUCUGCAACGAUGUGUCUGGGUGCCCUGCGCCGUCCGUCUUGCAUCCGACCAGCCUGACACUGGGACAACUAAAGCGAGAUGUGGGAUGGCAAGGCUUCUCCCACCUGCUCAACACCAAAGCUGUCGUUGCAACUAUCGGUUACUAUGCUUUCAGUUUGGUCCUGAAUGCCUUACUGCCAGCUCAAGAGGCAGAAGGAGUGGAGCUCAGGUCUGGCGGCAGAUUGAAGUACCGGAUGAACGCUUUUGCAUCCGCUUGCUUUACACUCGCUAUAGCAGCUGCGGGAACUUUUGCACAGGGAGCUGAUUUUCCGCUAUGGACCUUCAUCUGGGACAAUUUCAUCCCGCUCAUGACUACGAACAUCCUCAUCUCUUAUGCCCUUGCCACGUACGUCUACGUGAGCAGUUUCUCCGUCAAGCGUGGUAACCCAGAGCAUCGAGAGCUUGCCGCCGGCGGUCGUUCAGGCAACUUGCUGUACGAUUGGUUCAUCGGCCGGGAGCUGAACCCGCGCGUCAAGAUCCCUUUCUGCGGCGAGGUCGACAUCAAGUCUUGGAUGGAGCUCCGUCCCGGCAUGCUGGGCUGGAUUUUGCUCAACUUAGCGUUCGUGGCGCAUCAGUACAAGAACUACGGCACCGUCACAGCCAGCAUCAUCAUUGUGACUGUAGCUCAGGCGAUAUACGUUCUCGAUGCUCUUUACAUGGAGCCGGCCGUCCUGACGACCAUCGACAUCAUAGCCGACGGCUUCGGCUUCAUGCUCGCCUUUGGUGAUCUGGCUUGGCUCCCGUUCACGUACUCCAUUCCUGCGCGUUAUCUGGCGAUCCACCCUGUCCAACUCUCGUAUCCAGAGAUUGCCGGCAUUCUUGCCGUGUACGGUCUGGGCUACUACAUCUUCCGCUCCGCCAACAACGAGAAGAACCGCUUCCGCACCAACCCCAACGACCCCAAAGUCGCUCAUCUCAAGUACAUGGAAACAAAGUCCGGCAGCAAGCUGCUCGUCUCAGGCUGGUGGGGCACAGCACGCCAUAUCAACUACCUUGGCGAUUGGAUAAUGUCCUGGGCCUACUGUCUUCCAACAGGCGUUGCAGGCUACCUCAUCCAGCAAAGGUCGAUCAAACCUGACUUUGAUGGUCAAUCACCGGCUGAUGGGGGCAUCCUUGGUGGUCAACCGGUAGUGACGGAGGUGGUGCCUGGUGAGGCGCGAGGCUGGGGCAUGAUAUUCACUUACUUCUUCAUGGUCUACUUCGCUGUGCUGCUCAUCCAUCGCGAAAGGAGAGACGAGGAGAAGUGCAAGAGGAAGUACGGCAAGGACUGGGAGAGGUACUGCGAGGAGGUGCCGUACAGGAUCCUGCCGGGUGUUUAUUAA
This is a messenger RNA of Coniosporium apollinis CBS 100218, 1485 nucleotides long. RefSeq lists its product as uncharacterized. Bases 1 to 1485 code for a protein of 494 amino acids. Gene Ontology annotation, biological process: ergosterol biosynthetic process. Gene Ontology annotation, cellular component: endoplasmic reticulum membrane. Lineage: Eukaryota; Fungi; Ascomycota; Dothideomycetes. The record is from RefSeq and is a predicted model, not a curated record. The transcript is spliced from 3 exons. Gene Ontology annotation, molecular function: Delta14-sterol reductase activity.